This is a messenger RNA of Sphaeroforma arctica JP610, 436 nucleotides long. RefSeq lists its product as hypothetical. The annotation marks the transcript as partial. The record is from RefSeq and is a predicted model, not a curated record. NCBI's taxonomy places the organism in Eukaryota, Ichthyosporea, Ichthyophonida. The transcript is spliced from 2 exons.
CCAACAACUGUACACAGACGAGUCAGUGCUCAGCAACAUGCCCGCCAACCAAUCCAUUCUGAUGCAAUCACGGCUGCAAAUGAUGCCCACCAUCGCUUCAGUAGGGGGUAACUACGAGGAGCCUGAAUUAAAGGGCCACCCCGACAGUGAACUAUAUGGAGAGGCAAUAAACGAAGAUGAAGACGUUGAAGGCAGUACCUUCAACACUUCACAGCCAGCCGAAACGGGGUCGAGUACUGGGACACACAGCCACUACACUCCACGCGAAUCAUCCUCGUCAAACGGACCUGCCAAGGGGAAGAAAGGAGGCAGAUCAGCCGCGCAGAAGAAGGUUGUCAUCCGGAAGGCGACCAAGAAUGACGAAUCGAAUACCAACAAUCAUUCAAAUUCUCAAUCGCCCCCUCAACAGUACGACACCAAAAAGUACGGGGAUUAA